GAGGAGGAACCAGCCUGCCCUCUCACGACUCUGCACCGACCACCUCCUCAACACGGAUCCCGACUGGACGCAGUUAUUCUCCUGGUUCAACCCGCGGAGGAGCAGAUAACCUGUUCACAGCAGCGGAGGAACUCCUCCUGGUUUGUUGUGUGGAGAACCGAGCCGCGGCAGCGCUGAUAUAAACACUUCUGCAUGGAUGUAGCGCAGUGAUGGACUCGCGCUGUUUUUGGAUCUUAAGUCUGUUUUUUUAUGGAAGGCGCUACUUGUGCACAUAAAUCCUGCCACUGACUUUGUUUUAGCUGCUUAAAGGUUUUUUUUUUUUUUUAUCUUCGUGGGCUUGGUGAAUGAUGGCGACAGAGCAGGUCAAAGAGUGGUCCUCCUGUACCUGCUCCGAGGGAUGAUGAAGAUGAUGAUGGCGGUCUAUCUCCCUGGUGAAUGAACACUCUCACUUCCCCCUCUCUCCUCUGACUCCCUGCCUUCAAACGAUGGAUCUGAAAGUAGAGCCCGAGGAGCUGGACUCGAGCCAGCCUCCGCCCGUGGAAGUUUUCGCGCACGGCUCGACCCUCCACGGCAUCGCGCACGUCUUCAACCACGAGCGCUGCUGCGCGCGGCGCCUCCUGUGGCUCCUGUUCUUCCUGACCUCGCUCACGUUCCUGCUGUACGUGUGCGUGGAUCGCGUCCACUUUUACCUCGAGUACCCGCACGUCACCAAGCUGGACGAGGUCGCGACCCCGGUCAUGACGUUCCCGGCGGUGACCUUCUGCAACCUGAACGCGUUCCGGUUCAGCCAGAUCACGCGCAACGACCUGUACCACGCCGGGGAGCUGCUGGCCCUGCUCAAACACGGGCAUGAGAUCAGGGACAUCCACCUCGUGGAGGAGAGCGUGCUGGAGAGCCUGAAGGUCAAAACCGACUUCCACAACUUCAAGCCACGCCCCUUCAACAUGCGGGAAUUUUAUGACCGCACGGGUCACGACAUCAAAGACAUGCUGCUGUCCUGCCACUUCCACGGCACCGAGUGCAGACCUGAAGACUUUAAUGUGGUCUUCACUCGAUACGGGAAGUGCUACACCUACAACGCGGGCGGCGAUGGACGCCCUCCGCUCAUCACGACCAAAGGGGGUAUGGGUAAUGGCCUGGAGCUCAUGCUGGACAUUCAGCAGGAUGAAUAUCUGCCCGUCUGGGGAGAAACAGAUGAGACUUCGUUUGAAGCUGGGGUCAAAGUUCAGAUCCACAGUCAGGACGAGCCGUCCUUCAUCGACCAGCUCGGCUUUGGCGUGUCACCGGGUUUUCAGACGUUCGUCUCCUGCCAGGAGCAACGGCUGAUCUACCUGCCCCCACCGUGGGGUGACUGUAAGGUGACGCCCAUGGAUUCAGAGUUCUUCGGCACUUACAGCAUCACGGCCUGUCGCAUAGACUGUGAAAUGCGCUACCUGGUGGAGAACUGCAACUGUCGCAUGGUGCACAUGCCCGGCGAUGCGCCUUACUGCACCCCCGAGAUGUACAAGGAAUGCGCUGACCCAGCCCUCGGGACAAUAUUUUGGUUUUGGACAUCUUCUUUGAAGCUCUAAACUAUGAAACUAUCGAACAGAAGAAAGCCUACGAAGUGGCCGGACUUUUAGGUGACAUCGGUGGUCAGAUGGGUCUUUUUAUUGGCGCGAGCAUACUGAGCAUCCUGGAGAUAUUCGACUACAUUUAUGAGGUGCUGAAGUACAAACUGUGCCGCUGCUCGAGCAAGAAGCACAAACACAACAACAACAACCAGGGAACCGUCCUGAGCUUAGACGACGUCAAGUGUCACGUCAGUAACUUUCACUGAUCCUCUGCGGCCCGGAGCUGCUGCGGGCAGCUGGAGGCGUGUGUGAACGGUGCCUGGGGAAAGGUUUGUGACACGGGCAGAGCAGAGGAACGGCCACAUGGACGCUGGAGCGACCGAGACCAGAGCUCAACGUGACGUGAUGAGACGAUCACUUUGUGAUGAUCGUUAACACCUCAGAGAAACAGACAGCGGGAGACUGCAGCUAAAUGAAAGCUUAAUGUGUGUUCAGUUGAUCAGCUUUAAGAUGUUUGUUGUCUGUCGUUGUGAUCAGCCUUCAUGACAAACUAUUAAUAGACUUUGUUUUUCUACACUCUUCCUCCAUUCUCAUCUUGAACCUGUAUUUGUUGAUUAAUCUCUGUGCACUACCUCAUCUGUCGGGGUGACAGUGUCUUAAAAGAUUUCCUGAACCAAGACAAACUGAGCAUCACUAAGAUCUUUAUUUUAACCUACAGAAACAGAAUAUCAAAAUAAACUAAUGGGGUCAGGUUAUUUACACAGCAAA
Molecule: messenger RNA, 2321 nt
Organism: Austrofundulus limnaeus
Lineage: Eukaryota; Metazoa; Chordata; Actinopteri; Cyprinodontiformes; Rivulidae
Product: acid-sensing ion channel 1
Biological process (GO): sodium ion transmembrane transport
Cellular component (GO): plasma membrane
Molecular function (GO): ligand-gated sodium channel activity
Source: RefSeq, a predicted model, not a curated record